GCAAUUUUCCGUCCGCUUGCUUGAUCGCUUGGACCGCUGAGCAUUUUCCCUCACUCAAACAGAUUUCUAUUCGUCCUGCCAGCGUUUGGUUGUGCUCGACGGCAAAGAUUGGUGUUUUAAAUUCAACAGACUAACGGGAUCGUUUUUGAUUGAAAAAAGUUCCUUAACAUCGUUCCCGUGGAACUGUUUUUACUAGUUUUUAUAAAGAGCAGACAAUUGAUGCGAUUUGGUGUCGUUUUAUUGUGGGAAAUAAGUGGAAGUUUGAGAGAGAUAUUUACCCUCUAUAGUUCGAAGAUAAGCGUAUCUAUUUCGACCGAGUAAAUAGUUCCACAAUCCUUAACAAAGAAACAAGUUAGAAACGGAAAAGUAACUGACGAUAUAUUUUCGAAUAUAUACAUAGUUUUGUGAUUUAGAAUCUACGAUGGCUCUGGUACUCGACGUUCAGGAGGACUCCCGCAUGUCACUUUCUAGUGAUCUGUCAAACUUGUCUCCCUGCAAAUCGAGCAGUUCCCUCAGCAAGAUAACAACGCCCACAAAGAGGACCGCUACCCUAUUGACAAGCACCGGGGAAACAAAAGACGACGGCGACGUAAACAAACCGGACAGCAAGCGCAUCCGGCAGGACGGUUCAAGCCAGUCCGAGCAUCUGCAGCAGUCAGCGAGACGCAAGACCUGGUGUGAUAUGAUCCAGGAGGACGAGGGAAACGCAAAACUGAACUCGAACGACGAAGAGACCACUUUAAAGACAAUACAGUUGGGCCAUUCCGAGGAAUUGGCUAGCAGUGACAGCAAGAUGUCCGUUGACGAAAAUAAUAGCCGGGAUCGAUUCCCGGACAGAAAGAUUGAGAUCGAUAUAUUGGAAUCAGUCAACGUGGAAAAGUUCGAGAAGCUGGUCCGUGACGAUAAGAUAAAAUCCCCCUUCAAACGACGGCUGUCGGGAGAGGAAGACGGAGAGGAUGGAAGCGCAGAUGGCCAUGCCACGCGCUUCAGCAACGAUGACGAAGAGGAUGAAGAUAAUUGCGGUGCUGUUUCCUCCGGUGAUAAUAUGCACAAAAAGUCCAAGAAACACGAGAACGACCACGGGCGGGAACGCUUCCGGAGGGAAAGUUCUGGCAGUUCGGCUGACGGAAGCAGCCAGAGUAGCCGUAAACCGAUCGAGUAUGAAAAAGAUCCGGCGAUUCUGGAGCGCCGCCAGAAGCAGAUAGAUUAUGGAAAAAAUACGCUGGGUUAUGAGAACUACUGCAGAGAGGUCCCUAGAGACAAAAGAAGCAAAGAUCAUCCAAAGACUCCUCCAAAACAUAUCAAAUAUAGUCGUCGAGCCUGGGACGGUUUAGUUAAAGUCUGGCGCAAAAAACUGCAUUGCUUCGAUCCGGAUGCGAAAUCCAAAAAUGGUGCAGAAAAUGAGGAUGAAUCUGAUAAUUGAGAAACAUAUAUAUUGAUAAUCGUGGAUAUCAAGUUUAGUCUGUGUCGAGCUAGACAAACAUUUGCGAACGUUGUGCUUAGUAUUUGCAGAAACGUUGAUGAAUGAAAACGUGGCUGAUAAUUACCAAUACAAUCAAGGAAAGUGAGAUAAAAAAAAUGUCAACUCAAAAUUUGAGGAAUUUUGGGGGAAACUCCGUUGUUUGCACCCUAAGUUAAGACAUAAUUAUCUAUUAUAUUUAUGUUAUGUAAAUCUUAUCGAACACAUAAUAUGUUGAAUAACUAUACAUUAGUUUCGUAAUCAAAUAUUUAGAAAACAGAUUUAAAUAAAAAUCAGGAACUAAGGAA
Messenger RNA from Uranotaenia lowii, 1767 nucleotides. RefSeq names its product histone RNA hairpin-binding protein (gene Slbp). The record is from RefSeq and is a predicted model, not a curated record. The transcript has 6 exons. Bases 422 to 1423 code for a protein of 333 amino acids. Gene Ontology annotation, cellular component: histone pre-mRNA 3'end processing complex; cytoplasm. Gene Ontology annotation, biological process: mRNA 3'-end processing by stem-loop binding and cleavage; mRNA transport. Lineage: Eukaryota; Metazoa; Arthropoda; Insecta; Diptera; Culicidae. Gene Ontology annotation, molecular function: histone pre-mRNA stem-loop binding; mRNA binding.